AUGUUUCGUUUUCUACUUCUUACCAUCUUUCUUAAAUUGGUUCUAUGUUUAAAUCUUCAAGAACGGUUACCGAAAGGCGACAUCAUCUGUAGCUCGUACGGAUACCAGGUCUUGGAGGCGAAGUUUGGCAAUGAAAGCCAUUUACUGUGCCUGAAGAUGCAGAAGAUAGGGUCGCUACCUCUGACAUCUCUCCAUUCAACAUUAUUAUUGGAUCCUGGACCAGAUGACAUACAGACUGGAAAAGAUUAUCCUUUAGCAGAUAUCACCAUGGCCUACGGUUUCCCAGUCGAAGACCCCAGUACCGGAUCAGCAGAGGGCUAUAUAGGAGAAGAUCAUAAUUUUUACGGUGUCUUAUAUAUAGAUUUUAAUGAGGACGGAGUGCCUGACAACAUAGGGUUCUCAGUGAAAUAUAUUCUGGUGCUCACAUCCCGUGAAACUAACAACCGAGUUUUCGGAGAUAUAGUCAAUGAUCGCGCAUUGGACGGGAGGCACUACCUCAUGCGGUUUUCAAGGCUAAGGCGUCUAUCCGAAGUCUGUCUUGGCGUUGCCUUCUCGGGGCAUAUGUUCCUGAACAGCACCCUUGGAUUAAGCUUUACAUCCCUCGGGGGUGGUUUGGGUGGCGCAGCGGGUGGUUUAUGCGACAGGAGAGCCUAUGGAAGGUCAUUCAAUUCUCUCGCAUUAGCUCACGCAACCCAAGAAUUGAACGAGAGGGUCCCCGAGAGGGUAGCCGCUCUCAAUCUUGCACAUGAGAUCGGUCACAGUUUUGGCGCUCAUCACGACGAACACUUCCCAAACCCUGAUUGUCGCGGCUAUGUCAUGGGAUCUCAGUCCUCCCCCACAAACUCUGCACACCCAUCUGAGUUCUCCAUAUGCAGUAAACGCUUGAUAUCGGCCACUCUGAGCAGUAUGAGCUACUGUUUAUCAGAGAUCGACCAGCCUUUCUGUGGAAAUGGUAUAGUAGAAGAUGGAGAAAUCUGCGACUGUGGCCUGCCUUCACUCUGCAAUCAAAAAGACCCUUGUUGUACGCCGCGUGCUGGUGGUGCCCUUGUCUUUGAAGAAGGAGCAUUGCACAAAGAAGGUUGCUCCGUCGCACCUUCAGCCAUGUGCCACCCUGCGCAGGGUCUGUGCUGCACUUUCGAAUGCCAAUAUGCGAACUUAACCACGAGCGGAAUUGAUUGCACGAUGCAAGAGUUGGAAUGCACGUGUCCAAACCUAUCUGAAUGUCGGUGCGGUCUGGGCGGGCGAUGCUUGCCAGACAAGAGUUGCCACGCCGCGGAAUGUGCUAUCUUGGGCCUUAGGGAGUGUCCAUGUCCCCAUAAUGAACCAGGUGGCGUGAUAAGCAAGAACAAAAUGUGUGGUGUAUGUUGCAAUCUGAAGAAAUCCGGUUCAACCAAGGAAAAAUACUUGGGCGCCGAGUACGCUGCAAAGGAACUUAUGGAGUCCUUUGAACUGUCUGUAAACUGGCCCGAUCAGGAUUAUAUGGGACCGAACGUAACGAUAAACCUGUGUGAAAACGCCACAACUUGCAGACAGGUUGAGUUACGCGCCUGGCCACCAGGUGGCGUGUGUGUAGCGCUCAACUCAGUGGGCAUAUGCUCCCCGCAAGGCCACUGCAAGAGUGUGUUGAUGUCACCCACUUCCAACGUUUACCCGGAUAUUAUGGUACGUUUUAAAGAAAGGUCAAACAGGAGACAUUUCUUACACAAGGAAAGAAGAAAAAUUGUAUCUUCUCCUACAGCUUUAUCAACUCUCACCGCAUUGGCGCAAGGGUGGAAAUAA
Pararge aegeria (speckled wood butterfly) is the source of this 1779-nucleotide messenger RNA. Its product is annotated as disintegrin and metalloproteinase domain-containing protein 10-like. The record is from RefSeq and is a predicted model, not a curated record. Gene Ontology annotation, molecular function: metalloendopeptidase activity. NCBI's taxonomy places the organism in Eukaryota, Metazoa, Arthropoda, Insecta, Lepidoptera, Nymphalidae. Gene Ontology annotation, biological process: Notch signaling pathway; membrane protein ectodomain proteolysis. Bases 1 to 1779 code for a protein of 592 amino acids. Gene Ontology annotation, cellular component: plasma membrane. The transcript is spliced from 11 exons.